Hibiscus syriacus is the source of this 712-nucleotide messenger RNA. RefSeq names its product zinc finger A20 and AN1 domain-containing stress-associated protein 3-like. The record is from RefSeq and is a predicted model, not a curated record. The transcript is spliced from 2 exons. Bases 195 to 698 code for a protein of 167 amino acids. Gene Ontology annotation, molecular function: zinc ion binding; DNA binding. NCBI's taxonomy places the organism in Eukaryota, Viridiplantae, Streptophyta, Magnoliopsida, Malvales, Malvaceae.
AGGAAAAGUGCGUGGAAUUUUCGGCCAAAUCCCUCCCCUUUCUUUCUUUUCUUCCCCCACAAAAAAGAGCGAUUCCUUUCCCUUCCCUUCCCUUCCCUUGUUUACUUUUUCUUUCUUCUUUCCCUUCUGUUUAUAAGAAGAUUUCGGUUUUGUAUUUUCCUCUGAAACUCUCGUCGCAGGAGAUAGAAAAAGAUAUGGCGGAAGAACACAGAUGCCAAGCUCCGCAAUUAUGUGCAAACAACUGCGGAUUCUUUGGAAGCCAAGCGACUCAAAAUCUUUGUUCUAAAUGUUAUCGCGAUCUUCAGCUCAAAGAACAACAAUCUUCCUCUGCCAAACAAGCCUUUAAUCAAACUUUCGUUCCUUCGACGGCGUCUUCUUCUUAUUCUUCGUUUCCAUCACCUUCAACGACCGAAUCAACGUCAACCGUAUCCUUAGCAGCGGCGAAGGAGGAACCAACGGCGGAAACAAAGCAAACGGCCUUGGUGGAAGAGCCGGUUCAGGUCAAACAGAACAGAUGCUUGAGUUGCAAGAAACGCUUGGGGCUCACGGGGUUCAAGUGCAGGUGUGGGAUGGUGUUUUGCGGGAUCCAUAGGUACCCUGAACAACAUGCUUGUACUUUUGAUUUCAAAGGGAUGGGAAAGCAACAAAUCGCCAAAGCUAACCCACUUGUUAAGGGUGAGAAGCUUCAAAAAAUAUAAAUAAAUAAAAAAUU